Ailuropoda melanoleuca (giant panda) is the source of this 10402-nucleotide messenger RNA. RefSeq names its product frizzled class receptor 3 (gene FZD3). The record is from RefSeq and is a predicted model, not a curated record. Lineage: Eukaryota; Metazoa; Chordata; Mammalia; Carnivora; Ursidae. The transcript is spliced from 7 exons. Gene Ontology annotation, cellular component: plasma membrane. Gene Ontology annotation, molecular function: Wnt-protein binding; Wnt receptor activity. Bases 915 to 2915 code for a protein of 666 amino acids. Gene Ontology annotation, biological process: canonical Wnt signaling pathway; non-canonical Wnt signaling pathway.
CCGGGGCUCCCGAAAGCUCGCGUUCGUUCUGAGGCGGCUCGCACUGUUGGUCCUCAGGGGUUCCGUUUACCUGAGGGACCCGCGGCCGCUCCGGGCCGGCGCUGCAGCCCCCUUGGAGCCCGGCCCCGAGGUGUGAGGUGAGCGACGAGGCGUGCGGCUCCCGGUCCGGCUUAGCUGGAAAAGGGCGCGGGCAGUGUGGGGAAUGAGGAGGUGCCGCCGCGGCUGCUCGCUUCUCUGCCUAACCCUGUGCUGAGGAGCCACCAGCAGCUCCGGCACCUCCUCCUUGAGGAUCGUUAUUCUCGUCGCGGCCAAAACAAAAGCCUUCGGCGCCAGGCUGUGGCGGUGUGUCGGAGGGGGUUCCUUGGGCUCCACGGCGGGCCGAAGGGGUGCGGAGGAGCCGAGUUUGGGGUGCGGGCUGAGUUCAUUGUUGGUGUACGGAAACACAACUGAUUUUUGUAUAUUGACUUUGUAUCCUGCAACUUUACUGAACUCAUCAAAGACUUUAAUAUCAAGUCUACAAUAUUUUGAGAGGAAAUCACUGAUAUCUCCCAUUAAAAAAAUACUUUUCAGAUAUUUCAAUCAAAGGAAGAAAUAGCUCUUCUCCUAAGAUGGAAUCUGUUGUUUGGGAAUGUGGUUGAUCAACUUGAUAUGUUGGCCAAAUGUGCCCUAUGUAAUAAAAUGAAAAGAAGAGACAAGAUGAUGUCAUUUUCCCAUAUUGUGAAACCAAAAACAAAUGCCUUUUGUGAGACCAAGCUAACAAACCUCUGACGGUGCAAAGAGUAUUUAACUGUUUGAAGAACUUAACAGUAAGAUACAGAAGAAAUAUUUUCAAGCUGAGACCUGCAGGUGUAUAAAGAUCUAAAAUACGUAUUGAGUAGGCCUGAUCAUCCAAAUCUCCUUCAGAUCCAGGAAGGAUGGCUAUGAGUUGGAUUGUCUUCUACUUUUGGCCCUUGACUGUGUUUGUGGGACAUAUAGGUGGGCACAGUUUGUUUUCUUGUGAACCCAUUACCUUGAGGAUGUGCCAAGAUUUGCCUUAUAAUACUACCUUCAUGCCUAAUCUUCUGAAUCACUAUGACCAACAGACAGCAGCUUUAGCAAUGGAGCCAUUCCACCCAAUGGUGAAUCUGGAUUGUUCUCGGGAUUUUCGGCCAUUUCUUUGUGCACUCUAUGCUCCUAUUUGUAUGGAAUAUGGACGUGUCACACUUCCCUGUCGUAGGCUGUGUCAGCGGGCUUACAGUGAGUGUUCGGAGCUCAUGGAGAUGUUUGGUGUUCCUUGGCCUGAAGAUAUGGAAUGCAGUAGGUUCCCAGAUUGUGAUGAGCCAUAUCCUCGACUUGUGGAUCUGAAUUUAGCUGGUGAUCCUACUGAAGGAGUUCCAGUGGCAGUGCAGAGGGACUAUGGUUUUUGGUGUCCUCGAGAGUUGAAAAUUGAUCCUGAUCUUGGUUAUUCUUUUUUACACGUGCGUGAUUGUUCACCUCCUUGUCCAAAUAUGUACUUUAGGAGAGAAGAACUUUCAUUUGCUCGAUACUUCAUAGGAUUGAUUUCAAUCAUUUGCCUCUCUGCCACGUUGUUUACUUUUUUAACUUUUUUGAUUGAUGUCACAAGAUUCCGUUAUCCCGAAAGACCUAUUAUAUUUUAUGCAGUCUGCUACAUGAUGGUAUCAUUAAUUUUCUUCAUUGGGUUUUUGCUUGAGGACCGCGUAGCCUGCAAUGCAUCUAGCCCUGCACAGUAUAAGGCUUCCACAGUGACACAAGGAUCUCAUAAUAAAGCCUGUACCAUGCUUUUUAUGGUACUCUAUUUUUUUACUAUGGCUGGCAGUGUUUGGUGGGUAAUUCUUACCAUCACAUGGUUCUUGGCAGCUGUGCCAAAGUGGGGUAGUGAAGCUAUUGAGAAGAAAGCCUUGCUAUUUCACGCCAGUGCAUGGGGCAUCCCCGGAACUCUAACUAUCAUCCUUUUAGCGAUGAAUAAAAUUGAAGGUGACAAUAUCAGUGGCGUGUGUUUUGUUGGCCUCUACGAUGUUGAUGCAUUGAGAUAUUUUGUUCUUGCUCCCCUCUGCCUGUAUGUGGUAGUUGGAGUUUCUCUCCUUUUAGCUGGCAUUAUAUCCCUAAACAGAGUUCGAAUUGAAAUUCCAUUAGAAAAGGAGAACCAAGAUAAGUUGGUGAAGUUUAUGAUCCGGAUUGGUGUUUUCAGCAUUCUUUAUCUCGUACCACUCUUGGUUGUAAUUGGAUGCUACUUUUAUGAGCAAGCCUACCGUGGCAUCUGGGAAACAACAUGGAUACAAGAACGCUGCAGAGAAUAUCACAUUCCAUGUCCAUAUCAGGUUACUCAAAUGAGUCGUCCAGACCUGAUUCUCUUUCUGAUGAAAUACCUGAUGGCUCUCAUAGUUGGUAUUCCCUCCAUUUUUUGGGUUGGAAGCAAAAAGACAUGCUUUGAAUGGGCCAGUUUUUUUCACGGUCGUAGGAAAAAAGAGGUAGUGAAUGAGAGCCGACAGGUACUACAGGAACCUGAUUUUGCUCAGUCUCUUCUGAGGGAUCCAAAUACUCCUAUUAUAAGAAAAUCAAGAGGAACUUCCACUCAAGGAACAUCCACACAUGCAUCUUCAACUCAGCUUGCUAUGGUGGAUGAUCAGAGAAGCAAAGCAGGUAGUGUCCACAGCAAAGUAAGCAGCUACCACGGCAGUCUCCACAGAUCCCGUGAUGGCAGGUAUACUCCCUGCAGUUACAGAGGAAUGGAAGAGAGACUACCUCACGGCAGCAUGUCACGACUGACGGAUCACUCCAGGCACAGCAGUUCUCAUCGGCUCAAUGAACAGUCACGACACAGCAGCAUCAGAGACCUCAGUAAUAAUCCUAUGACUCACAUCACACAUGGUACCAGCAUGAAUCGGGUUAUUGAAGAAGAUGGAACCAGUGCUUAAAUUGUCCGAAGGUGGAAAACGUGUGCUAUUUAAAAAGCAGAUUUUAGUCUUUGCCUUUGCAUGACUGAUUGCUGUAACUCACUGUUAUCAUGCUUUCAGUCAGGUGCAGAUUGUGUCCAUUGGAAAAGUAAAUUUAUGCUUUUUAUAUUGCAUCAAACUUGGAAUGUCAAGGCAUCAAAAAUGCUAAUAAUUAUAUCACAUAAAUAAUUCUUAUUUCUAGGUUAUGAAGAGAGAAUUAUUUGUCUGGUAAGCAUUUUUAUAAGCCCACUUAUUUUAUAUUUAGAAGAACCCUAAAUGUGUGGUGACUGCUUUGUAGUGAACUUUCAUAUGAUAUCAGCUAGUUGUGAGAUAACAUUCUGGUAGUUGUAUUAAUAAAACAAAAUUUCAGAAUUAAGGAAAUUUUCUAUGCAAGGUUUGUUUCUCAGAUGAAUAGUUGGACUUUGUAGUUUUCUUUCCACUAAGUGAACUAUGUUUUUAAACUGUAGGAGAAUUUGAUAAAUUAGCAAGGGUAUUUUAGCUAACAGGAUAUAAGAUCAGCAGAAGAAUCCAAAUAGUCUACUGAAGGCUCUUUAAAAAUUCUAUCAAUAUAAUCUUCAUCCAGAGACAUACAGGAUUAGGAUUAGCAAUGGAAUAAAAGGCAGAGAUGGACAUUUUUUCUCUAUAAUUGUGCUGUCUUUAUUACUUUUGUAAAUAUUACUUUUACUGGCUGUGUUUUUAUAACUUAACCAUAUGCAUGGUGGAAGAAGUUUAAUUUAUAGCCAUCUUUUCCCAUGUAGUAGUAUUGAUUCACAGAGAACUUCGUGUUCAGAUCUGUUUCAUGGAGGCAUGUAAUAAGACAAGCAUCACACAUUAUAAACUUUUUUGUGGGAACCACAAUUACAAAAUGACAAAAUGUUUUCUGUGUAUUCAUUGUUGUAUUUUUCUACAGUGAGAUGUGAUCUUGCCAAAGCCACCAGAUCUUGGUAUCCAGGCCCCUCCUGUCAGUGACUUGAUUGUCUGCAUUUGCAUUGCCCAGUAGCCACUAGGCUACAGCUUUUUGCCCCAUAUUCUUGUUUUCAGAUUCUGGAUCAUCUUUUUUUUUUUUUUUUUUUUUUUUUUUUUUUUUUACAGUUGAAAUAUAUAUAACCUAAGUCCAAAGUGGUGAUUGAGGUAUUUGAAAUCAUUGUAACUAAAUGAAGCAUGAUUAGUCUUGCUGUGAAGUAUAAUCUUUUAGUCUUACCAAUAUCAAUUCAAAAAUGUCUGACAUUUUGUCGUGUACUGUUUAAAUAAUUUACAAUAAAAACUGCAAACUUUAUUAGGCAUGAAAUUGAUCAGAAGGGAGAAAAAUUGUGGAAAAUGCCGGAUGUGUUUUAUAGAGAAGCACAUUUAGACACGUGGUCCUCAGCCCUGACUAUAGAUGAGAAUCACUUGCGGCUCCUCUGAUGCUCAACACCUCCCUCUCAUUCAGAGGAGAAUCGGUAGUUUGUUUUUUUGAAGAAGCUUUCUAGGUGAUUCUAAUCUGCAGCCAGGCUGCAGGCUGUUUCAAACUAACUUGCCCCCUGAUAAUGAGCUGAUGUCGUCGUAUUAUAUCACAUAAAUAUCUAGCUGGACUCAAUGUUGUAUUUUUGUAUCAUUACCUGAUAUACAAUUGUUCUUCACUUUAUUGUCCAUUAUAAAAUGUGGAAUUUGGGGCCCGACUCCUAAAGAUUCUUAUUCAGUAAGUCAAAGGUGGUAGGACUUUAAAGACUGUAGUUCUAAAAAUACUACAGGUGAUUCUUAAUGCAGGUAAUCCAAGAAUCACACUUUGGAAAAUAUUCCAAGACUCUAGAGAGGCCUGGCUUUGCCAUAUGCCAGUUUUGUCACCUUUAGCAAGUAAACUUCUCUGAGCCUCAGUUCCCUUGUUUAUAAAUGAAGAUAGAAGAUAAGUACCUACCUCACAAAGCUGUCCAAUGGAGAUCACAUGAAAAAUCAUAUGAAAGCCCUUUGAAAACUGUAAAGCAUUAUGAAAUAUAAGGGAUUAAGAUGAGUAAGGAUUUAAGAGAUUUGUUUGAGGGCUCUAAACUAUAGUACAUUCCUUGACAUGUGUUUAAUUCAUUUGUACUUUUUUCCUCUCCUUUAAAAUAAAAAAUACCAGGAAAUUAGGUGUUAGGAAAAAAAGGCUUUCAUCAAGUACAAAAAUCAGUUUUCUGAUAAUAAUUUGUCUAUCAUAUUUUUUCAAAGUACAUAUAUCUUAUUGUUUAUGAUUAACUCCUUAUAGAACAUAUUUGAACAGUUAGCCCCAAAGGAUUUUUCUUUUUCCUCUGUCUUCCUUGUCUUUCUCCUUGGAACUGGAGUUACUACUGGAUAAGCAGAGUCUGAAUUCCCUCAUAACUGACAAUUAGUAAACCUUUCCUCUGAAGGCCAAACUUACAACAACUCAUUUAUACAAUAACUCCGUCAUUCAUAUGCUUUUUUUCUGAGAAUCUCUCCUGAGAACAGCAUGAGAGGACCAAAACAAACAUUCGGAAACAAAAAUAAGUUAAAAUAGAAGGUGCCAGUUUGAGCUCCAAGAUGUUGUCAUCCAUUGCCAUCUGCAUUAUAUUAUCAAUUGCCAAAAUGUUAAUUGAUUUUCUUGUACAAGUAGGCCAAGUGUAGACAGUUAAGUGCACAUCCCUAUGAAAAUCUUAACUUUGUGCUCCCUGUUUUUUAGAUAUUCAUUUUAUCUUUUUUGUUAAACUCACUGUUGGCGUAUAUGUAAAUGCUAUGUUGACCUUUCAGUUACUUUCAGUAUCUUAAUUUUGCUCCACAAAAUUUACUUAAUAUCAUCAAUGCAUUGUUUUAGAUAACAGUAUUUAGUUUGGGUCAGGUUAUUUAUCAAACUGGUGCUUUAAAUUAAGAAUUUUUUUUCAAGAAACAGUUAAAGAACUAUGGCAAACCAUCAGUUUCAAAGUCUCAGUUCCCUUAAACCAACUGGAACAAGUUGGGACAGCUUUCUUACCAUAUGUUUAACUUUAAUUUGUGUUUUGAUUGGCAUGUGAUAAUGUUUAGUAUUUUAUUUGUACAGCUGACAACUGAGAAAAUAAUAGUUCUCUCUAAAAUGUUAAUAUAUAAUCAAGAGGCUUUCAAAAAGUAUUUCGAUUUCACCAAUACUGUUCAAUUUAUUCAAUAAUUAAAGCAAAAGAUAAUAAGUUCAAAACAAUAAUUGGUUUCAAACAACAUUUGAUUAAUAACAACUAGCAAAGGGCUUAAUACAUAUAGUAUGUUUUUCAAUAACUAUUUAUGAAUGAACUACUCACAUUAUAAAACUCACUUUUAGCCUUAGUAGUGAGAAUCUCACCUCAAAGGAAUUUGAAGGAUCUAAAUUUAAAUUGAGUGAAAUGAAGUCUCUGCUUUACCAGAAUAACAUGUGGCAAGUAAUAAAUACAUAACUUGCACAAGAAAUAUAUACACAAACUUGUACCAACAUUUCAUUAGUUUUAGAAGGUGAAUAGCAAUUCUUAAAAGUAUUUAAGCUCUUGCUGGUUUUAUGUGAAGUUAGAUCUUUGUAUACUAGUUGGGUAAAUGAAUAUUCAAGCAAACCUUUAUUAGUAAUGAUUUUCUGCUUCUUAGAGCUCAUGUAUGAAAAUUCUAAGAAACUCUUUAAACUAGAAAAAUGUACUACAAGUUUUAGCCUACCUCAUUAGUUUCUUUGUGAUAAGAGCUGGAUAUAACAAGUUGUAGCUAUCUUUAUAUCCACGUGAUAUAAAAGGAACUACUUAAAAAAAGUUUUUAGUGGAUCAUUGGCCAGAGCUUAGAAAACAAUAACAUACCAAAUUUCAUUAUGUUGAUAUACUGCUUUCGACAUGCCAAAGGUAUAUUUACAUAUUAUCAUUUGGAUGACUUACAUAGUCUUGUGCAGUGAAAAUUCCAUUAGGCUUGGGAUUCAGAGACCCAUAAUUACGAUGUGAGCAGGACAGGUCAUUUAGUCUCCCAUUUCUUCAGUAUAAAAUGAGGAUAAGGUUAUUUUUGGUCCCAAAACCUACCUCACUGGACUUUGGUUGUAAGGAUCAAAUGAGAUAACAUGUGUUAUCGUGCUCUGUAACCUGUAAAUUGCUCUACGGAUAUUAUUUGUUUUAGUUAGAAUUUAGGGGUUAUAGAAAACAAGGAUAUAGUCUUCAGUAGUAUUUAGCAGCAACAACAAAAUAGGAAAUUAGACCAGUAUUCAUUUGGUAUAAUCUUUGAAUCAACAAUCCAAUUAACCUUUUAAAAAUGAGGUUCUUUUUCAAGACUAGCUAUGCCCUUAAAUUGUGUUAGCUCUUUAGUAUAUGUAUACCAGAGUAUGCUCUCAAAUAUAUACAGUUAAAUUUGUAGGUCACUCUCAACAGAAAUUUGGGGAUCUCUAUUAUAUUUUUCUUUUGAUACGGAAUUAUAUAUUGACUUCAUUGAAACUUACAAGAAAAAUACAAAGAGGAGUGUAGGCCCUAUAACUUUUUUUUCUUUGAGGACUUUCAUGUGCCUAAUUCUUUCUGAUUAAUAACAAAUUUUAAAACGGUGAUAAUAGUAACUUGAUAUUCAUCAUGGCGAAACUUUAAAUUUUAAGUUGUAACAUUAUCUUAAUUGUAUGUUUAUAUAUAUAAUUUUUUAAACCUACAUAAAGUAAGGAUUUCUCCAUUCUUUUCCACACAUCAACACACAAAAGAGCAUUUUUAUGGAACUUAGAUUUACAAAGGAACUCACGAUUCUUCUAAACGUCUUUUAUGCUUUUUCUGAUGAAAAUAAGAAAAAGUAUUUGCAUUCAAUUCAUUUGUUUCCCAGUAGCUGCAUUUAUACAUUAUUCUUGUGUCAUUUCUAUUUUAUAUGAAAAGAAUUGCGUUGACAUCUCUUCAUAGUUUAGUUUUCUUUUUUUGUUCCAGUGAUGUGAGGGGGAAAGGAAUAGGAGGACUAAGCAACUCUUACCCUUCAUCUGUAUGCAGUCUCCUGGGAUUUUUUUCUAGUUUAAUUUUAAUCCUAUACUUCUUUAAUAGUCAUACUGAUAUAGGAUUAUAAUUUUCUCCCAAGGUCCAAAAUCUUCUAGGAAAGAAAAGGUUAUGGUCUACCUAAACUGGCCAUUUCUUGGACAUUCCUAUUUGGUUGAUUUGCAGAGAUUUAAUAUAAAUUAAUAAGAAUUGUUCCUAUUCUGUGAUCUCUAACUUUUUAGAAAAUAAAAUUUUGUUGCCAUAAAGAUAAAUGAGAGUAAAGUGUCACAUAUUUUAGUCAAAUCCCACACCAGUAUAUUACUUUCUACAAAAGAGAGUAGUUCAGUCUUUUUAAAUGCAUUAAAGAAUAGUUCCCUUCAGGUUAUUUUUUUAAAUGAUCAGUUACCUCAGAAAAUCUAUCGUGUCCUUUCUUGGACAUUUUCAUUGGUAUGCUAGCAUUGCUCUUAAUUUAUUCUCAUUUUAUUGGCUACUGUCACCAGUUUUCCCUGAUAAAUAAGUUUUUUACUUUGUAAUAAUUCAGAAUUUGAAGAUUCAGUGUUCCAUUAUUGUGGUAAUUACCAUUUACUAGUAACUUUAGUAUUUAUAAGACAGUGAUAUUUUUAAGUUUGUUAUUUUAUCACAUUUCCUGAAGUAGGGUGAACAUUGUUGUUUUUGUUAUAUAAGUCAGCUUGUUUAUAUUGCUAACUUUCAAAUACUUCCUUAAUUGUGUUAUGCUUAAAAGAAAAACUUUAGAGCUUCAUAAUUUCUGUUUUCUGAAUUGGCAGAUUUCUUUCCCUAAUGCUUAGUAAAAAUGCAUUAUGUUAUUUUUUUAAAUACCACAGAAUUUUGAGUCAGGAGACGUGACUUUUAGUAUUGCCUCUGUUUUCAAUGAGCUUUGUAACUUUGAAAUUUUACCUCUUGGGACCUCAGAUUUUUUCAUCUGUAAAUGAAAGAAACAAGGGGAUUAGAUUAGGUAGUGUUUCAGAUUCCACCUGCUUGUAAUUUUGUUGUCCUUUGACCAUUUUGUAAUCAUUAUUCUGACUUACUUUUAUUCUUGUUAUUCUUCCCAUGAACUAUAUUUACUAGAUCAGCCCGUAGUGUUAACAAAAUCUAUACUUAGAUUGUUAGGAUUCAGAUAUAUUUUUAACUUUGUUUUCCAGUUAUGAUUUUGAGUAAUUUUAAGGAGGCAAUUAUAUUACAGAUAAUAAAAGGUUAAAGAAAUAAAAGUGGAAGAAAGGUUACAAAUAAUUGACAUGACCUUUUUUUCCCAUAGGAAAAGUCUCCUAAAGCACCAACAUAAGCACCUUAAAACUGUUAUACAGGAGAAAAAUGACAUAAAAUUAUGUGGUCUUUGUUCUCUUAAAUAUGAAUAUAGGUAGUGAGCCUAAACUUUAAAGAAAAUGUAUUCAUGAUAAAAUUAGUGAACAAAGCAGUGAUAGCGCAGGCCCAUAUAGCUAAUUAAAAAGCUCUCAGGUUUUACCAACAUUAAAAUAAUUAUAAAAUGUAAAAGUAAUUUCAGAGGAGUAGAUUGAAAUAUUUCUGUUCAAUAAUUACUCUUAAAAUAUUCUUAGAUUCAUUGAAUAAGUGUAGUUGCCGGAUUGCCAUGAGCGAUGUCCUGCUCUAAAAUAUUAGAGAUAAAUGUGGUUAUUUUUAUUUUUUUUUCUGGCUCUGCAGAAGUUGUUUUCAUAAAGUCUUCUCCUUAACUAAUAAAAUGUAGAGAUUCCAUUAGCACAAUCUCUCAGCAGAGUUCUCUUGUAGAUUUAAUUGUGUUCUCUGAGAACCAGACCAAGGAGGUUCCUGUUACUUUUAAAGAUCAUUGUCUUUCUCUGAUUGUCUGCAUUAGCUCACAUCCACCUGUUGAACACAUUGGUCUAUAGAUUUAUAAUCUAGUUAGUGGAUUUGGGGUCUGAUGGGUAGAGAAGAAUAAUGGAAAGUUGAUGUAGGAAAAUGUACUGGUUUCUGGUGUGUUUUUUGGCUAUACUGGACUCCUGGUCUUUGGUCAGUUCACUGUAUCAGACACCUUUCCUGGCUUCCAGAAAUUAAUUUAGAUGACCAGCUUCUCUCAUUCAGGCACAGCUAUGUUACAAUAGUAUUUUGUAAUUGCCUGUAAAGAAAAAAAAAAUCUUUUACUUUCAGUUGUCUGGCUCUGCAUGUUUUGUUAAACUGCAUUUGUUAAACUUGAAUCUGAGGUCCGAACAUUUCAUUGAAGAUUUUCUGGGUUUUGAUAAUGGGAGAUUCUGUAAGAUAAAGCAGAUGAUCCUGGUGUGAUUUAAUUUAUAUUUAUCCAUCCACCAUUUUUCUAUUUCUCUAACUACUUCUCCCCUCCCCAGUUUUUGAAAAGAACUUUUAUAAUUGUCUUCCUUUACUCCCUUAGCCCUGCCUCAGAUAAUUUUUCCCUGAACUGCUCCUGUCAACAGAAACAUUUAAUAGUAAAUAAUUCUAUAUUUCUGGGAAAAGAUCAACACAGAAGUUCUUUACAUUGAACUGAGGUGAAUAUGUAUUUGAAAAUACUGUAUUUUCUUUAUAUGUGAACUCAAAAUUUUUUUUUUUAAUUAUAAAAUUAUUUUUUUUUAAGAUUUUUUUUUUUAUUAUUUA